GAAAACACUUGAGAAGGCCGUCAGAUUUCCUUCCGUUUUGUUUUCUACCCCUAGAAAAUGUCCAAAGAUUUUCCUGGGAAAUACUGAAUCAAACUCUGUACCCAGCAGUCCAAGAUCAGACGGUAGAAUCGAGCCCUAGCCCCUUUCCCCACUUUCCCUCCGCUGAUACCGUCGCUCUCUGCUUAUUUCCGCGUUUUUUUUGUCUCUUUGUGGUUUCUGCUGUUUUUUUUUUCCUGCAGACCCUUUUUUUUGUCAUCUGAUCCGAAUCUUUGUAGAAAAUAGUCAGAGUUGGAUGAUGAUGACGAUGGUGGUGGUGGUGGUCAAUGGGUAAUUUUAGCUUCAGUGUAUCAGAAACUAAGCGCUUAAUUCGAGAUUUGAUCUUUGGGUUCUUUAGCCGCGUCAAUCUAGACUAAUUGGGGUUAUUUUGCAAAUCGAUUUGGGUCAAACACUUUGAUCGAUUUAGCGAUUGGAGAAGAUCGAAGUUGCGAUUUUGCGGAUUCGGUAUUGCGGCUCUUCGAUUUGGGAUUCUUAGUAGAUUUUCACGUACUCUUGCCUCGAUGUGAAUCUGGUGAGGCUUUGUGUGUGCGGUUUUUCUGAAAUAGGUCUGGAUAUUUCCAUUCGAUCUGCAUUUCACGAACCCAGGGACACGAUUGGGAUCUGGGUUUUGUAAUUUCUGUGAUCAAAGGAUAGAGUUGCUAGGAGCUUUCUGGGUUGACUUUGUGACAUUUGUAUCUCAGUGUUGCAAAGUUUCCUUGAGGAAAUCAGUUAGGUUGAAGUAUUGACCAGAUAAGAUUGAGUGAAAACGUUGAGGUCAAUUCGGUUCGAAGUACACAAAAGAAAGUCAGGUAAUUUGGAUCUGAAGUGUUUCUGAAUCUUCCAUUAAGGAUCGAAAAAUGGAUCGUGUGGUUGGUGGCAAGUACAAACUGGGGCGAAAGCUCGGCAGCGGAUCAUUUGGUGAACUUUUUCUCGGAGCGAAUGUGCAAACUGGAGAAGAAGUGGCUGUUAAGAUGGAACCCGUAAGGGCUAGGCAUCCUCAACUUCACUAUGAGUCAAAGCUCUACAUGCUUCUCCAAGGAGGAACCGGUGUUCCUCACAUUAAGUGGUUUGGGGUUGAGGGUGAUUACAACUGCAUGGUCAUUGAUCUUCUUGGUCCGAGUUUGGAGGAUUUAUUCAACUACUGCAAUCGAAAGUUCUCUCUAAAGACAGUUCUAAUGCUCGCAGAUCAGAUGAUAAACAGGGUUGAGUAUAUGCACUCACGAGGCUUUCUUCACCGUGAUAUUAAGCCUGACAACUUUCUAAUGGGUCUUGGACGCAAAGCAAACCAGGUUUACGUCAUUGACUAUGGACUGGCAAAAAAGUAUAGGGAUCUUCAAACUCACAAGCAUAUCCCAUACAGGGAAAACAAGAAUCUUACAGGAACAGCUCGAUAUGCAAGUGUUAAUACUCAUCUCGGAAUUGAACAAAGUAGGAGGGAUGAUCUGGAAUCCCUUGGCUAUGUGCUUAUGUAUUUUCUGAGAGGAAGCCUUCCAUGGCAAGGCCUUCGUGCCGGUACCAAAAAGCAGAAAUAUGACAAGAUUAGUGAGAAGAAAAGGCUUACACCCAUUGAGGUCCUUUGUAAAUCAUAUCCCGCUGAGUUCACAUCAUAUUUCCUCUAUAUUCGGUCAUUGCGGUUUGAAGACAAGCCUGAUUAUCCAUACCUUAAGAGGCUUUUCAGGGAUUUGUUCAUCCGAGAAGGCCAUCAGUUUGACUAUGUAUUCGAUUGGACAAUCUUGAAGUAUCCUCAGCUCAACUCCAGUUCUAAACCAAGGUCUAGCCUGAGACCAGCUUCGAACAACCCUCCCAUGCCAUCUGCAGGCAGAACAGAUAAGCCUUCCGUUGGGCAGGGCAACCUAGAGAGAUUGCCAGAUGCUCUAGAGGCAUAUGCUGCUAGAAGAAAUGGCUCGGGAAGUGGCGUUCAAUUUGAUCAUCGUUCCAGACCGAGAACCUCGGAGAACAUACUAUCAUCAUCCAAAGACAUGCAAAACCACGAGAGACCCAUCUCGUCGUCCACGGCAAGGAACGCGAGUUCAUCGAGAAAAGCUAUUGCCUCAAGUACCAGAGCCAACUCCUCAGCUGACUUCACCAAGAGCAACCGGUCGAGCCGGAUCGUCCUUAGCAAUGGCCACUUGCCCACGAGCCAGAGAGCCCAGCUCGGUCCUGACUCAGCCAAGCCCUCUUCGUCGUCCUUCACCAGGGCAGCAGCUCCGGCCAGGACAGCGCGUGAUAUCACGCUCCAGAGCCUUGAACUCCUCACCAUCGGCAACGGCAAGAGGAAGUGACUGAGAUUUUCGACCAGCUAUAACCCGCGGCUAUAUUUCCAUGUCGAAAGACAUUAUAUGGAUUUAACCCUUUAUCUGGGUAAAUAAAUAGUGCUCGUAUCGAAAUAUGAACGUGGUUUUGGUCGAAGAUCUUUGUUGAAUAUAUAUGGUUCUAAAGUGUUAUUGUCUACCA
This is a messenger RNA of Tarenaya hassleriana, 2490 nucleotides long. Its product is annotated as casein kinase 1-like protein 8. Gene Ontology annotation, biological process: peptidyl-serine phosphorylation; endocytosis; signal transduction. The record is from RefSeq and is a predicted model, not a curated record. Lineage: Eukaryota; Viridiplantae; Streptophyta; Magnoliopsida; Brassicales; Cleomaceae. Bases 894 to 2318 code for a protein of 474 amino acids. Gene Ontology annotation, molecular function: ATP binding; protein serine/threonine kinase activity. The transcript is spliced from 14 exons. Gene Ontology annotation, cellular component: nucleus; cytoplasm.